CGCACGCACGCACACACUCUCGCUUGCUCGCUCGCUCGCUCACGUACGGGAACUUCUGUACGCUCUUCUUGCGCUGCUGCUGCUACUCGCGGUGCUCGCGCGGCCAUAAAAACAAGCCAUUCCGUAACCGUCCUACAAACACAGAGGUCGCAGCAGUUUGCUCCUAGCUUUAUUUUGGUUUACGCUUGCCGCUUUUUGGCCGCAUUAGAUCGUGUUUGGAGCGAGGCACGUAGUGUUGAAAAGGACCCCCAAAAGUUGGAACCGCGUAGUGUGUUGACUACAGGUGCACAGAGGCUGUUCGGUGAAAUGUCGCGGAGAAAGUAGUGGCGGUGUAACGCGGCGGUGACCAUCAGCCUCAACAGCCCCAUCGUCGUCGUGGUCGACGCUUCCGGGAAAUCCACAAGCACCGCGCAACUCUAUUCCGCGCUCAAGUUUCCCCUUUUCUAUUUCCGCUCUUGUCUCUCUCUCUCUCUUUCUCUCUCUCUCUCUCUCUCUCUCUCUCUCUCUCUCUCUCUCUCUAUCUAUCUAUCAUUCGCUCUCGCGGUCCAGCAACGUGAUCGUGCUGGUAAACAAAAUCUCUGCAGCUUGGCAGAGUAGCAGUAGACCGCCCCCGAAAAUCCAUCCGACGUCCAUCAACCACCACGGAGCCACCACGGAAGAGCCGCUUUUUGUUUGAGGCCAAAGACCUUUUCGUCGGCGCUUAUUGACACGCGUGGCGCGUGUGUGUGGUGGACGCGUUGGACGUUGGGCCUGCUUGCUGGGUUCGCUCGUGAGCCUACCUCGACGGGUCUGUUAGAUGAGAUGAGUUGCAACCAAAGAUCACUCACCGCUUCUCAUCACGCCGGUACCUCCUAGGGGACAGGCAGAGAACAAAAAAAAAACAAAAAGGGCGCCAUCGUCUACAUUGACUGCGUCUUUUCGCCCGCAUGAUGGAACAGCAAUCGGCAAUUGAUGGUAUUGGCGCCGGUGCAGCUGUAUCGACCAAUGAUCGGCCACUCAGUCUCUACGACAAUCUGACGACAAUGGUUGCCAGUGCACCAGGUGCCGGUUCCGGGGGCCGCACGAUUCAUUUCCCCGACAUACAGUUCCGCUUCGAUGAGAGCAUUGCGGCGACAACCCAGCCACUGGAUCGGCAUCGCCGCCCGCACCACACCUCCGCCCGUUCCAAUUUCUUUGGGCUGAGCAGCAGCAGCACCAGUCCCCCAGGACGGACAGAUGCCGACAACGGCGACGAGCAGGAAGACCGCAGGAACGGUCGGACAACACCACUACCACCAGAAGCACCCUCGAUGGCAUCAUCUACACCGUCGGCAUCAAGGACGGAUGACGCUGUGGAUAUGUCCACCCUCAGUGUGCCUGAUGCUUCGGCCUCACCGAAUUCGACCGCAUCCACCGUGCUGCUAUCCUCCGCAUGCCCAAGCCCGGCCCGGGAAUCACCCGGGCAGCAGCAGCAGCAACAGGUCCCUGUCGCACCACGUAUCUCACGCCCCAACUCGACCAUCAAAAGCAUCACCAUUCAACUGCCGCCCGAUGCCGCCAUCAACCGUGGCAGCCUAUCCGAGGCCAUCUACAUGACGACGACCGUGCCGCAGAACUUCGCCAAAAACGCCAGCACGCUGAUCGGGCGCCACAAACCGACCCGCAGCAGCCUCCGCCACAGCCGGAUGCUGCUGCAGAACAGCAGCAGCAAGGCGUACCAGCAGCAGCGUUAUCAGCGCGGUAAUUCCUUCAAUCUGCGCCAUCUGGGGCUCAGCAAGGGCCUGAUGGUGCUGCAAAUACUGAUCGGGGCAUUGCUCAGCCUGAUCGGGCUCACGAUCAUGGUCUGGUCCCCGUCCACGCACACCAAGGACAACCCGUACUGGUCUGGGCUAACGCUCAUUCUCUGCGGUACUAUGUUCCUAGUGCUGUUUGCCUUCAAGCGGCCCGACCGGCGGCAGCGGCUGGUAGUCGGCAGUGGUGGCAAGGCUUCGGUAGUGGUAACGGCAGCAGCAAUCGGUGCCACCACCGACCGGCCACCGGUUUCACGGAACUGUGUCCGCGAGAACUGCUUCCAUGUGCUGCGGGUGAAUGCACUCGUCGUGCUGGUGCUCACCAUCUUCUUCACUCUGCUCGCCUUCAUCUAUGCGCUCAUCCACGCGACCAACCUGUCCUCGCCGGAUCUGCGCUGCGUGCCCGAGUUUAGCUUUAACGUGAACGCGUCCACCUGUGUCUGCACGCUAGAUCCGCACCGUACUGUACCGGAGAGACCAGGUGGUGAAGCGAGCCCGCCUGCCGGUACCAAUCGGUCGCUAGAAGACGAUGGUCAUCGGCUGGAGUACCGCGACUUCAACUGCAACGAGGUGCUAAGCAUCUGGUAUUACGUGAUGAUCGUAUCGACGGUGCUCAACAGUCUCGGUUGCCUGCUGGCAGCCAGUUUUCUUCUAAUCUAUGGCAUCGAGUGUAUGCGUAAUGACGGCAUGGACCAUGCUCCGGCGCUUCUUCAACGGAAAACCAACGGAGAGAGUGCACCAACCGGGCAUGGUGAGAUGGAAACUGAUGGUGGUACGGCUGCCGAGCCCGAGGCCAGCUUCAAACAUCGCGAUUCAGCAAGCAAUCAGCCACUGCUGACGACCGUACGCAUCCUGAACACGAACCUGGUCGAAGCUAAGACAGCUGCUGCCGAUCAGCAGCCAGAUUCGGCUAUGUUGCGUGCUCGGGGGGAUGGAAGCGACCAGGAACUGUCCCCCUAACCAUUCCGUUUGGCCGU
Anopheles aquasalis is the source of this 2746-nucleotide messenger RNA. RefSeq lists its product as uncharacterized. The record is from RefSeq and is a predicted model, not a curated record. Gene Ontology annotation, cellular component: dystrophin-associated glycoprotein complex; sarcolemma. Lineage: Eukaryota; Metazoa; Arthropoda; Insecta; Diptera; Culicidae.